Molecule: messenger RNA, 967 nt
Organism: Closterium sp. NIES-67
Lineage: Eukaryota; Viridiplantae; Streptophyta; Zygnematophyceae; Desmidiales; Closteriaceae
Source: the annotation of a GenBank genome assembly
AAGUCCCUGCAGCAGAGGAGGAAGGAAGGGGGAGAAGGAGGACUCAGCCCCCCAAUAGGUUGAGCUAUGACCGGCUUGGAGGACUAGCCAACUCAACCUUGACCGGUUCGGCUCUCAUGCUAGGCGAUGAUGCGGAAGAUGAAAGCGAGGAGUGCGCUUUUGCCUUCUUCUCUCCGGUGGAGAUGCCGGGGGAGCCUACAAAUCCCAAGGAAGCUUGGGAGGGCCCCAAUGGGAAGGAGUGGAAGAAGGCCUCAGAUGAAGAAAUGGGGAGCAUCAUAGAGAACGACACAUUUGACUUGGAGAAUCUACCUCCGGGGCGGAAGGCGAUCUCUUCCAAGUGGCUCUUCAAGCGCAAGACCGACGCCGACGGCAACAUCGAGCGCUACAAGAGCAGACUUGUAGCCAAGGGGUAUCAGCAGCAAGAGAAGAAGGACUACAAUGAAGUGUAUGCCCCUGUGGUGAAGGCUUGGGAGAGCAAGAAGCAAGUGGACCAAGCAUUGAGCUCGGUGGAGUCCGAGUACAUGGCACUCUUCCGUGCCAUAAGAGAGGUUGUGUGGCAGCGGCGUUUGCUAGCUGAAUUGGGGGAGGAGCAGCAAGGACCUACCCCACUCUACUGUGAUAGCCAGGGUGCUAUUGCAUUGGCUAAGAACCCCAUUCUUCAUGGCCUUACCAAGCACAUGAAGGUGAAGUGGCAUUGGGUGAGGAGCAUGGCAACCGCGGGUGAAGUGAAGUUGCACUACGUGAAGACGACGGCGCAACCAGCUGAUAUGAUGACCAAGAGGCCAGUUGAGCAGCAGCAUUGGAAGUGUUGCAAGCUUGCGGGGAUGGCUCUGAACUAAGGGGAGCAGAUUCUAAGGCCAACAAUCCGAGGGGGAGUUUGUUGGUGCAACCCUAUGGCUUGCACUCGGCUUGUCGUCCUUGUUUGUGUGAGUGCAUGCAUGGCAUGGAAUGAAUUGUGAGUCUAUGU